Messenger RNA from Juglans regia (Persian walnut), 1304 nucleotides. RefSeq names its product protein FAR1-RELATED SEQUENCE 5-like. The record is from RefSeq and is a predicted model, not a curated record. Bases 111 to 857 code for a protein of 248 amino acids. The transcript is spliced from 3 exons. NCBI's taxonomy places the organism in Eukaryota, Viridiplantae, Streptophyta, Magnoliopsida, Fagales, Juglandaceae.
CGUCUUGAGACCCACAUAUUGAGAGCCUGAACCCUUGCACUCUCUCUCUGGGUUUCGAAGCCUAAAUUCCCUCUCUCUCUGCCAUCGAACCAGGAUCCUCGAAAGCUUUCAUGGAGUUUGGUAUUGAUGGCAAUGCCAAUGGUGAGGUGGUUGGAAGUUCUGCUGAGGUGGAGGAUCGUAGGGUCGGUGAUGAAAAUGAAACUGGUGGAAGUUCUGUUGAAGGGGCAUUCCAACAGGAUCAGGAUGAUAAAAUGAAUGGAAUAGAUGUAGUUCCUGCUGCAGUUCCUUCGGUAUCAAUGGUCCCGGCAGAUGAGCCCUAUGUGGGUCAGGAGUUUGAAUCUGAAGCAGCUGCACAUGCAUUUUAUAAUGCAUUUGCCACAAGGGUGGGAUUUGUCAUCCGUGUAAGCAAACUUUCCCGAUCAAGGCGUGAUGGAUCUGCUAUUGGUCGGGCACUUGUUUGUAACAAGGAGGGUUAUAGAAUGCCUGACAAGCGUGAAAAGAUCGUGAGACAAAGGGCAGAGACGAGGGUCGGUUGUAGGGCAAUGAUUUUGGUGAGGAAAGUAAGUUCUGGUAAAUGGAUUGUUACAAAGUUCGUAAAGGAGCAUACGCAUCCAUUGACACCUGGGAAAGGUCGAAGAGAUUGCAUUUAUGAUCAAUUUCCGAAUGAACACGAUAAGAUUCGGGAACUAUCCCAGCAGCUGUCCGUAGAGAAAAAGAGAGCUGCAACCUAUAAAAGGCAUCUGGAAAUGAUAUUUGAGCACAUCGAGGAACACAAUGAGAGCUUGUCAAAGAAGAUCCAAUACAUAGUAGAUAAUGUCAAAGAGAUGGAGACCAAAGAGCAGCAAAACCAAAGAUAGUUCAAGCAAUUAAGCUUUUCUUUUUUGUUAUUGAUGAAACAAAAAUCAACUAGUAGUAUGGAAGUUACUGCUGGAUGAAAGCAUGCGUUGCCUAGUUGCAGAAUCACGUGCUUCCUUCCAGUUUUUAGAUAUCUAUUUAGUUUGUAGCUUGGCAUGUUUGGCUCAAUUAGAGUAGUCGUGUAAGUAUUAUCCUUUUUCUGGAACAAUUAUAUAUUGGUAGAAGAAAUCAGGUGAGUUGAUGUAUAGUCCUUGAAGCCUGUCCUUCUGAAGUUGUUGCCAACAAUACAAUUAUUGGGGGGCAUCGCAUCGGGUCGUUCCUCAGGGAGUUUGAUUCAUUUCAUUAUGUUUCAUGUAAUAUGUUUUGUAUAGCAAUUUAAAUAAUAAUAUAUCUUGAUUUUAUAUUUUGAGAUAUUAAAUAAGUUUAUGAAAAUCUUUCAUUUUAGUUUA